This is a messenger RNA of Magallana angulata, 2337 nucleotides long. RefSeq lists its product as uncharacterized. Bases 1 to 1569 code for a protein of 522 amino acids. The transcript is spliced from 8 exons. The record is from RefSeq and is a predicted model, not a curated record. NCBI's taxonomy places the organism in Eukaryota, Metazoa, Mollusca, Bivalvia, Ostreida, Ostreidae.
AUGACCCCAAGCAUGAAUAAGAGGAGGAGAGUCGAGUCCGCCUCUGUGGCGGAAGACGCCUCCAGAUUCUACAAGAGGCUGGGACUGGACAUACUGACCCCGUCCUCCACUUCCGGCCUGUCUCAGCAGACUGGAGUGAACAGUAAAAACUAUGUCCAGCAAACUUGCCAUACAGCAUCUCAAACAUCAAACCCCAUCCAAAGAUCGGAUAAUGGGGUGCUACAGUGGGUCCAGUCUAAUCAAAGAGACAAUCGAACAAACACUGCUAGAUCUGAUGCUUACCAUUCAAAUUAUGCUCAAUGGAAGCAGGCAAACCAUGCUCACGGAUACCAGUCAAAUCAUGGACACCAAUCAAGCCAGUCUUAUGGACACCAGUCCCACCUUCAUGGGCACCAGUCUACUCAUCCCAAUGAGAACCAAGCACGCCGUGCACAAACCAAGACUGACUUUGUCAAUGGUGGCGCUUUUUGUUGGUCACGACGUGAUCCACUUCAAAUUCAUGAUCAGUCACAACCAAGAUUUGACAGACCAGUCAGGAAAGAGCCUCAAGUCAAGCCAAUAGACAAGUAUGCGCCUCCUGACUACCUUACCAUCAUGUAUCACCCGACACCGACUCUAGAGGACCUGGGACUGACCAGCUAUUUGGACAGUCCCCCCUCGUCACCGAGAGCUAUGUCACCCGUCAGAGAUUCUGAGCAGAUUGUGACAGCGGCAGCUAGCGAAUCUGAACAAACCGAUAAAACAGCGGCUACAAGCCGGAAGCAGGCUGAUGCAAUACCGACAACUAGUUAUAAGCAGACUGAUACAAAAUCAGCUUGCUCUAAGAUAACUGAUACAUUACUUCCUUGGAAGCUGAUAAGGAUCACUAUUCCAGAUCAGGACGUCAAGCCGUUUGUACAUCUGGAAGGAAGUCAUGUUGGUGAUCCACGUCUUCUCUUUGGGAGACGAUCAAGAGGACAACUACCCAAGAGGGAAGGCAGUGUUUGUGUGGGACAAUCACAACUCGCCAACAGGGAAGGCAGUGUUUCUGACACACGCCAUGCUUUGGCUGCCUCGCAAUCUACGGCUCAACUAUACAUGGAUACUCAAUCGACGGUUCUGACUGGAACAAAUGAUGUAAAGAGAAAGGGACUAGUAUGUAGAAUGGAUGAAAAUGAGAGACCCAAUAAGAAGUUGUGUGUUUGGUCAACAGUUGCUGAGCAGUACGUAACAGAGAGUCGUCAGUCUGAUAACCAAGAGGCAAGACGUGACGCAGCGUACAGACGCUAUGGCAGUGACGGGCGUCCAUGCAUGCGUCAACAGUCACACAUGAGGUCUCAAACACAAUCUGCGAGGAUAGAGUCAUACGAUGAGAUGUUGGCUCGCCAGAAAGCAAGACAGAUUACGCAUAAGCAAAAUCUCAAACCAAGUGUCCAGUCUCCAAAACACACCAAUUGUGUUAGCUCCACCUUGUUCACUGAUUCAGACAACAAGACUUCCGGACCCGCUGUCUCUCUGGACCUGUUUGGUGGAAUGUCUCCAUUUAGUUGUUGGAAGCGGACAGCCCCGGAAGACCCGAGGUUCUCCUAACUUCCGGUCUAUGUUUUGUUAACUUUCUGUUGUGGAACGUUUUCAAGAUUGGAGAGCAUGGACCUGAAACGGCUAAAGAAUUGAAAUACAGUGUCUUUCAAGACUGUUGUUGCUCAUGGCAACCAAUCUGUGAUAUUGUCUGUGACAAUUUUUUACUUUAUAUGUUGUCUGUGACAAUGAUUAACUUUAUAUGUUGUCUGUGACAAUGAUUAACUUUAUAUGUUGUCUGUGACAAUGAUUAACUUUAUAUGUUGUCUGUGACAAGGAUUAUCUUUAUAUGUUGUCUGUGACAACAUUCUUGAUUAUGCAUUCCAUUAUUUCAACAAUAUUCUAAUUGGACACUGUGUGUCUGGAUAAUAACUACCAAUCAUCUUGAUUUAGAUGGAAAAGCUUGUCAUUAUAAGUCCACGAAAAAGAAUCAUGGUAUAAGAUUUUGAAACCAUAAAAUAUAUAUAGCUUUUUAAAAGUUACUAACCAAGGCUCUUUGUUAAGUGUUUUGACCUUUUUAAUAAAUUCUAAAGUUUUUUUCCAGUAAUAUAGUAUAUUUUUUGGCAGAUUCUCUUUUUUUAGAGAUUUUACAACAUUAAGCCGUUGAUCACAUUGCCUGAAGUAUACAACGCUUGACUUGAACUUCUAUCCCUCAUUGUUUUAUUUGCAACGAUGAUAUUUGAAUAAAUUAUAUAAAUUAGGUUGUUUACUUUAAGAUAUUAGGUCAUAUUUGAUACAAGAAGUGUAUAUAUAUAUAUUGCACCAUUGAUAAACAAGCAU